Molecule: messenger RNA, 10105 nt
Organism: Paramuricea clavata
Lineage: Eukaryota; Metazoa; Cnidaria; Anthozoa; Malacalcyonacea; Plexauridae
Source: the annotation of a GenBank genome assembly
AUGGUGAAUCUAAAGCCACUCGCAUCUACGUGUAAUUUUGGAGCAUAUCUCAACGAGGCAUUGCGAGAUCGGUUGGUGUGUGGUUUGAGAAGCUCGAAUAUCAAGAAGUUGUUGGCCGAUGAUUACACAUUUGACAACACCUUAUGGAUCCGUCAUAUAAAGAUUGCAAUGAAACCAUAUUAGUAUGUGAUGUCCUAAUAAUGAAAUUAGAUUUAAAAGUAAAAAGAAUUGAUUAUCCAAAAACUGCUUACAAAACAUUUUCUUAUAAAUUUAGUGAGAUUUAUAACAAUUGUUUUCCGUUGAAAAAAAAAGAAUUAGGCAUGGUUUCAGAAGCAAACCAUGGUUGUCAAAUGGCCUUUUAAAUUCUAUUGAAAAAAAAUUAUGUAACAAAUUUUUGCAGAACCCCCACUCCUCAUCUGAAACAUUUUACAAAACAUAUAAAAAUAAAUUGAAUCACUCUCUAAGAAUUUCAAAGCAUUAUAUUACGAAAAAUAAUUUGGAAAAUUGUAAAUCGAACAAUCCUGCAACAUGGAAGCUAUUAAAUGAAAUAAUAUGCAAGAAAAAAGCUAAAGUCAUACAGACAUCAGCAAUCUAAACUGAUAAUUUGGAAAUUUCUGAUCCAGAAGAAAUUGCUAAUAGAUUUUGCAACUAUUUUACUAACAUUGGCCCAAAUCUAGCUGAGAAAAUACAACCUUCCACAGUCUUGCAUAUGGACUUCCUUAAUGAUUCUUUUAUUAAUUCUAUUUUUUCUAAUUCACCAACACACCAUCAAGACUUACCAUCCACCAUAUUGAUCAACCCAAUUUCCAUUUAGCCCACGUGCAGGCCCAAGGGAAGAAUAGUGGGCCUGCAAGCAAGGCCCGGUAUUUUGUACUUUCUGUGUUCGCCCACAAAUGCAGCAUUCUGAUUGGCUGUUUGCUGUUGGAUUCUAUAAUUAGAUCAGUGAUUGAUCACAAAGGCUCUCGAUAAGCUUAAAAUUCGAAAAUUGAUCACUUUUCGAUUAAAAAUGGAACAAGAACAGACUGUUCAUUGUUUACUUGACGGAAGAAAUGUUUUUGCCAUUAUGCUAAUGGAGAUUGUUUGUCGUGAAGUGUUGGAAUAGCAACAUUACGACUGGGGUAAACUAUAGUAACCUUUACUUGAGUUUCAUUAAUUUCAAACAGACUUGAUAUACGUUAUAUGUUUGGUUGAUGUUGGCUCUUGUUCUUGCACUGAAGAAAACAGCACUUUUCGCGGUGAAGAUUUAGAGGCAGUUGCAUGUAAGCCUGUUUGAAACACUUUGCGAUUUGGAAGGCUUCGCUGAGAGAGCGAAACAGAAGACGGUAAUUGCCGUUUGAAAUGAAACGAUCUGGACUCUGAAUUGUCUCUUCUUUUGUAGAGUUCUUUACCAAAUGAAAUGACUGAAAUAAGUUUCGUACUUUCCUCCACCAACAAGAAUUGCACACACCAUCUGAUAAGUGAGACAAUUUAUCUAUAACAAUGGCGACAGCGAAGACACAUAAAUGCUAAUGUGGUCGCAUGACUUCCCUCACGAUUUGAAGUUUGAGACUGGUUUUCUGUUGAAAUUCGUCCUAAUUUGCCUCUUCCAAUUUUAGUUGAAAAUGAGCACUUGCAAAUUUGGCAAUUACUGACUGCGUUGCUUGCUUUUUUGAAGUUAAAACACAGCCAUUUACACAUUGUUUCUAUUUUGAAUAUUAAAGCAGAGAAAACCCCGCAACAUUUUAAUGCAAGUUUGUUUGUUACUACUUGGGUUGCUGUCAUUUGUUCUUUUUUGAAAAUUGACGUGCGAAUGGGGCGUGUUAUGAAAAGGGGCGUUUUAAAAAAUAUCGGGCUUUGCUUGCAGGCCCACUAUUCUUCCCCUGGGCCUGCAUAUGGGAUAAUUUCCAUUCUCCCACAAUCCACCACACCUGUUGAUACACCAACCAGCACAUCACAGAGUCCCAACAUCAUAGACACAACCCCAACCUCCACCCAGAUAUAACCUAGUACCCCAAUCCAGUAUCCAACCACCAUCCCAUAUCCACAGCCAAAGACACCUUCACACUAACAUCCCUGCUUACAUCCCCACAAAUCACACCAUAAAAUCCACAAACACAGCAAACCACCACCACACCUCAAGCACAUAUCACUCCCACCAACACACACCACACAAACAUCAUAUUCAACAAACUUGUUGAACAAAACCACUGCAACAAUGAGCAUCAACGACAAUUGACCAUUCUCAACAAACACAGCACAAACCACGCAGCACCAGUUGGUCUCAACACCAGUUUACAACCCUGGGUCCAAUUGUCACCGACACACUGGCAUCUGGGAGUGCAUGUCCCACCUCACAAACAUCCUGCACCAACACCACUCGGAGGAAUCAUCAAAAAUUGAUGGGCAAAUCUCAUCACUUUCCACAGACCUAAACGACAAUCUCCCACAGUGGUUGUCGAGCACAUUCAUCCGUAUCACAAGCACCCACAGACCACCAUCAAAAUGCAAAAUAACACCCAAAUGAAACACCAACAGCAACCACCACACCACAUACCAGGAAACCUGAAAAGCAGGUUCUUCAGAAAAGGCCACAUCACCAACAAAACAAGGGACCAUCACCUGCCAAACCACCAUUAUGGAUACCACCACCACCCAGCAACAACACACCACCACGCCCACCAAUAACCACAAUUCCAGCUCUAGCAAGCAUCAUGCACUCCUGUAUCAAGCAUCAACUGAAGGGGAAAUAAUCACAGUUCCCCACAAUUUACCACAUGUUCAUGAAAGAAAAGCAAUAAAGAUAAUCUUUCCUCCAUGAACAACCACACAGAAGAGCCCACAGAAAAAAACUGUAACAAGAAACACUGUUGUCAACAAAUCCAAACUCUCACCAAUAACAACCUUAUAGUAAAUCUCACCAACCAUAAACUAGCACCACCACUGAAAUGCAUGCUUUCCAAGGGCCUCCAAUUUGUUCUAAUACCUUCAAAUGCUUCAGAAGAUCCAUGUACAUACACUACCACUUCAGACAUUUUUCCAAUGACCACCCUAACCCUUUCAAAAUCCAAAGUACAUGGUUACCACCCCUUCCAGACAAUCAAAAUUUACUUUCAUACAUUGCUUCUGUGACAGAAUCCAUUCAACGAGUCUUCAAGCACAACUCAUAUAAUCAGCAAAAUUUCAACUUAAAUGAAAACGAAAUGUCAUUCCUUACAAACUACAACAUUCAUAAUCAAGAAUAUGCAACGUGAGCUUCGCCUUUGAAUUUGCUAUAUGAGUAAAUUCUUAAACACGUCCGAAUUUAUCAAUAUAAUAAAUUCGCGACACAAGGCCGAUUAGGCACUCAGAUGGCAGGGGUGGAAAAAAUAUUUUGCUUUCUGGGACCGCAAGAGAACAUUGAAAAUUUUCUGCAAAUAAUCAAGUAUCUUGACACUCUGACUGUAACUGUGUGAUGUUGUCAAACUGAAUUUUUGAAUUUUAGAUGUCUGGAAUGGCUAUUUUCUGUGAUUUCACAGAUAUAUCCAAAGGGAACAACAAAAUUUGUGUGGUUAGGGAAGCCUCACAUAUCGAUUUUGUCAAUGAGAAAUAUCAAGGAGACCUUCACCACCACACCACCCCCUAGAAAUGUCACACAUAGUUAUCGAUAUUUUGUUCUUAUAGUACACAUAAGGUAUAAUAGCAUUACCGGUAUCAACUACGGACCACAGACCACUAUGCUUGGCAUAUUAUUAAUAAAAUUGCUGUGGCUUACUGAUACACAUUGUAAGUCUAAAUUGGUAUAUAAUUUUUUUACUCGAUAAAAGCGCUCCUGUUUCAAUGCAUAAAGCAGACAAAGAACUCAUGAUCUGGCAGUAAAUAAUAUGCUCAUAAUUUAUAUCGCAGAAAGAUGCUAGAAAAGAUAUACAACUUUAACUCCUGCUUUCUUGAAAUAGCAAGAGUUCGACUUUGGAAAACAGCCAUUUUGAGCAUGCACAGGGUUAAUUAUCCAAUCAGAAACCAGGAUUUCUUGUACUAAAUAUUGUAGCAACUCCUGCCUUUGGCAGAUAGCAGGAGUAACACACAUCGCAUGUAAAUCAAUGUAUUACCUGGAAAUGAGCUGUUGCAGAGUUGCAGUUGCUAGGUAACAGGGCUGUAAAAUUGUGUAAAUGCUUAUAAUAGAAAGCAGAAAAUAAAAAUAUUGAAUAAGACUAGAAAAAUUACAAUGACUUUCUAAAAGUUCAAGAUUGGACACUUUGAAACUUGGACAAUCAUUUCUCUAUUUUGUGGAAAGUUUUGGUCCUGCCUAUGCCACUGAUGAAGGGUCUGAUCGUACGGUGAAUAAAGAUGCUAAAAAGACAGUAAUAGGGGGUACUACCAAGGGGGAUCCAUGCUCCCCAGAAAAUUUUGAAAAUUAGCUGUUCCAGAUUGGCAAAAAAUGCAUUUGCCUUACAAUAUUUGUCACAUUAUUCUACAGUUUAUACAUUUACACACUGUUGCACUAUUAAGAUGGAUGCACUCAUAAUUGCAUUUCUGAGGUCAUACCUACAGUACAGGUAGCAUUCUUUCUAUUGAUUAGAAUUUUUCUUCCGAAUUUCUCCUUUUUUCUAUUAAAUUUUUACAAUUAUCUUUUUUUCUUUCUUGGGGAAAUAUUUUCUGGGAAUUCAAAAAUUUUCUGGGACCAAUGGUCCCAUGGUCCGAUAUUUUUUCCACCCGUCAGACAGCCUGGUAAUUAAUGUAGUUCAGCAUGACCAACAUGGCAGAAAGUGAGGCAUGCAAAUUGGCAUGCAAGGGUAUUAAAGUAAUCAUUUGCAUUUUAAUACUAAUGUAUUAUUAACGUCAGUCAUCCAUUUUAAUCAGGUCAUUUACAGUUUUGCCAAUCAACAAAACAAGUGUGAGAAUAAAUCAGUAUCUGGACAGGGGUUAAAACGUUGCACUUUUGAUAAGUUCAUGAAUCAUGACCAACCAAAACUCAUUAUAAUAACAAAAAGCUCAUUGUUUCAACAAUCAACAGCUCAUUGUUUAUUUGUGUCUCAUUGUAAUCAUUUGCACUUCAGUUUCGUAAAUGAAUGUUCGACCUAUUUAUAUAUUGCCUUUUCUGCAAAUGUUUCAAAUCCUGAUUCCUUUGAUAAUAUGGUUUGAUAUAAGGGAAUAUCGUAUGUUUUAAAAAUGUGUUAUGUCUUGUUAAUCAGUGUUCAUCGCCAUCUGUAUAGGGUGUAAAGUCUCUAUGGCCUGCAUGUCCCACCUCAGAAACAUCCUGCACCAACACCACUCGGAGGAAUCAUCAAAAAUUGAUGGGCAAAUCUUAUCACUCUCCACAGAGCUAAACAACAAUCUUCCACAGGGGUUGUCGAGCACAUUCAUCGAUAUCACAAGCACCCACAGAUCACCAUCAAAAUAACACCCAAAUGAAACAUCAAACGAAACGUCUAAAAACCACAGCAACCACCACACCAUAUACCAGGAAAUCUGAAAAGCAGGUUCUUCAGAAAAAGCCACAUCACCAACAAAACAGGGGACCAUCAACAACAAACCACCACUCCCACCAAUAACCACAAUUUCACCUCUAGCAAAUUGCCAAUGUGCAAUCAUAUAUAGGUCAUAUAUAUAUGGAAGGCAGGCACCUAAUCAAUGUUUGUUUUAACUAUUGUAAACUCAGACGUGUUUUCUUGAAUGAGUAUUGAAUAAAGACUGUUAUAUUACUAUUUUUAACUGAUUUGUCAAGUACCCUCAAACGACUAUAUAAAAGCUGGAAACAUGAUUUGUUGGGUUAGCAACCAGGUGAUGGUAAGGACGGUCAUUUGGUUAUUAAAUGUCUUUGAACAGGAACCAGGUGGUGGCAAGGAAGAUAUUUCAGUUAUUAAAUGUGUAUAAACAGCAACCAGGUGGUGCGAGGAAGGUAUUUCAGUUAUAUUAUACGUUAGAGAUAGGUAAUAUAAGGUAAUUGGACCUCUACAGGCGUUUGAGAUUUUGCAUUGUGCAACAUUCGUGUAAGCCUUAUGUAGUUAUUGAUUUCUAAGAUAUUCACAGGGUCUGGAAAGUAUACUUAACCUUACUAUGAAAUAUUGAAUAGCAGGUACAUGCAUGGACUGCAUGGUUAUAGUGUGUGCAGUGUUUUGUGUAUUUUCUUUGUCAGUCCUGUCCAUGUCAUCUAAAAUUAUUCCUUAAUGAUAGGAAUAAUUUCAUGAUGUACAUUACUCACAUGGUCUUGCGAGGAGACCAUCCCAUGAAUUGCAAUACAAUAUGACUGCCUAUGCAUAUGGGUUUGUAAUCCAAGUGAGAAUACAUACAUUUUAAGACCUAACCAGGAACGACUGCGAAAAAUGCAGCACAAGGUCCUCUGGUAGGAAUCGAACCUAUGCAAAACAGUGCUGUAUCGUAUCAAGCAUCCAAAUCUCUUGCUAAAAAGCAAACAAACGUAUUUUAGGCUGAUACAGGUGAAUUAUGGUAAGCUAGAUCAGGCAAAUUCCUUCCGAGAAGGGUUGAUGUUGACAGCAUUUUUCUCGAAACAUGUGGGCUAUUGAAAUUUGAAGAAAUUAUUGUGCAGUACAUGUAUAAAGUAGUACUACUCUUUUCUUGCAGUAUAAGAUUUAAAGCUUGACGUAGAGAUGCAGUAAAGCUGUAAUGUAAACAAACACUUUCAUUGUUUACAAUUUGAACUGCAAUAUUUGUACAAUAUGAUAUACUGACCAAAUAUCUAAAACUAUUCUGGUUUGCUAAACUCAUAAUGAAUAUAAACUAUAGUUUCAAGUCAAAAAAGUUCGAAAGAUGUGAAAUUUGGGCAAUGUUUAAUAUAUCUGUGGGUCCCUCUUUGUUAUGGAAUUUUGCAGGUUGGGAAUUUUGCAGGUUGGAAUUUUGCAGGUUAGGAAUUUUGCAGGUUGGAAAUUUUCAGGUUUGAAUUUGCUACUCGUCUUACCAGUUCUACUUCUAUUCUGUUCUAGGGACCAUAUUCCUCUUUUUCUUGCAUAUCUCAAUUGCCAACAUCCUAACAUUAACUUUACUUGUGAAGUUGAAUCCAAUUGUCAACUUUCCCUCCUUGACAUUACUAUCACACAAAGAUUAUAAUGGCCACUUUGAAACCUCUGUUUAUCUUAAAACCUACAUUCACAGGGUUUUUCACUAAUUUCCAUAGCUUCACUCCUCUACAAUUUAAACAUGGUUUAAUAUAUUCACGGUUACAUCGCUUUUUCAAUAUUUUCUCUAGCUAUGAGAAUUUCAAUGCACAGAUUGAGUUUUUAAAAAAAUCCUCAACCAGAACGGUUAUCCUACUCGUCUUUUUUAUCGUUGUGUUGGACUCUUUCUUGAUAAAACCUUUCAACCCAAGGAAUUAAUCAAUUCUGUAUCAAGGAAAGUGGUAUACUUUUGUCUUCCAUAUACCGAAACACACUCUCUCCAAAUCUGUACCCAAAUUCAAUGCCUUUGCUCUGUAGCCUUCCCACAUAUAAGCAUCAUAAUCGAAUUUCGUCCCACUCUACGUUUGUCCAAUUUCUUCAUGUUUAAGGACAAAAUUCCUGAUGCUUUGAGGUCUUGUGUAGUUUAUUCUUUUAAGUGUCGAUGGUGUUCCACGUCGUAUGUGGGCCAAACAGUCCGCCAUUUACAUACACAAGUCUCUGAACACCUGGGUAUUUCUGCCUUAACUGAUAAGACAAGCAUGGCCAGAAAUUCAAGACAUUUGCACUGAGCAUGUGCGAACUUUAAAAAGCAAGAUGGCUGAAAAGCUACUAUAGAAUAGUAUAGGGGAAUGCCAUUUUUUGUAAAUUUAACUCAGUUCAAUCGCUGUUACAACAUUUGCCUCACAUUUUUUUAACAUAACAAAACAACUGUAAUCAUAUAAAAUAAGUAUCAUUUCAUAUUAUUACCUCCUACUACGUCCACUUCUUUACCUGUAUUGCACAGAUCUGACUCCUAUGAACUGUAUACAAUGUGCACAAUUUCAUCUCUUGCCAAAUUUGCCUCACUUUCCUCAUAAACUUCACUCUAUCAAGUAUUCCUUCCAUUAUUUUCGAAGUGAUCUGAUAUAUUUUAGACCGUCCAUUUUUGCAGAGAAAUGCAGUAGAAAUUGACAAGUGAAUUAUCCACAAACAAUAAUUUUCCUGUGGGCGAAGACGAGAUAAACAUGUGAAAACAACAUCUAUCCUUUUUAAAAGCCGGCCAUAUUUGAUAUCAAAACAAAGCCCAGAAUCAGGGCUUUCUGUGGGCAAUGAUGGUUUCUGUGGGCAAAGUUGGUAUAACUCGAAGCAAGAUGGUACAUUAGCUCAGUAUUCGUUUGUACAAAUUGUGAAUGCUUUCUUACUUAAACACGGUUUAAAGCUCCACAAAAGCGAAAGAAUCGAUGGUAUACUUAGGAGAAGUGGUGCAGCUAUAAAUAGUAAAGCCCAUAAGCUUAAUGGUCGUGUACGAGAGGAAUUUCUUGCUAAGGUUAAGCAUAUCUCAGUUUUUCAACAUGAGGUAGUCAAGGUUGAAAACCAAGUUAAAGCUGCAAAUGGGAAGAUUGAUUUGCUAUCAAAAGAAAAUGAUGGGUUGAAGGAGAGAUGUGAAGUGUUAUGGACACAGUUGAAUAAUAUGACUGACAACAAGGGAAGAGCUGAUGAAGCAUUAGGCAAGAAAGAGGAAGAGUGUCAGGACAUUUUGGAGCUCAAUAAGGAGCUAAGUGACUACCUUGAGAAAGUUGGAGUUCCGGUUAAUUUUAGAAAUACAGGGAAAGAAGUACAUGAUGUUGGAAAAAGGCAGCAAGCCCGAAAACUUACUGAAGUUAAGAUGAAUGUGGAGAAGAGCCUUUGGUUUGCUGGAACCUUUGGUCUAACUUUGGAGUCAGCAACCUUCUCAGACAAAUCUGGGACAAAUCACACCUUGACCUACAACCCCACCUCAACAAGAAAAGGAUUCAAGGAUCUUUCAGAAGAGGAACGCAAUAGAAUAAAGGAAAUCUUGUUGAUUGUAGACCAGUUCUGUAUUGGCAAGGCUGCCCAUUACCAGCUUAGCAUGAUGUCGGCCGGAGAGAACUUACCACGGUCAUACCUGAUUAAAGAGGUAUCAGAGGAAUUGUUAAAUGCACUUAACCAUGUUGAACAUUCCCGACACAUUGUGCAGGGAAAUCCAAAAACAUGUAAGUUUGUCAAAAUAAUUUAUUUACCUUGUUUGAUUUGCAAAUAUGGAAGAAUUUCUGUUCUGAAGAUAUACUCCAUAUUAGUAUGGUGCUUAUUGGUUAUUCAGUUAUGUAACCUAAAUUUGCAUGAAAUUUUUCACCCAGGUUCUUUGUACACAUUUUCAUGAGAGUAAAACUUACACUGGUCAUUUAUGCAUGUUCUGUGUUAUGUUUUUUUUCAGGUGAAGAAGUGCAUACUUGAUAGGGGUGCACCGGAACUCGGUUCCGGCCGGAACCCUGAUUUUUGCGAGAUCCGGUUCAGGCCGGAACUGGUUGAAAAAGCAUGGCCGGAACCGGAACUCUGUUAUUUUCAGAGAGUUGGAAUAUCGAAUUUAUUUAUUAAAAUUGAUCAAUUUCUAAUUUUAACAACUGCAUGUGAAGUAUAAUUAACAUACCAAUUUAUCAAACAGACCAAUUAUCACGAAGCCGUGAAAAGCGAAAUUAACGUGUGUUUUUACGUAUACAUUUAUACACACUUUAUAUGCAAACAUAUAAAAAACUUGCCACAGUAAAUGUUUCUGUUAUAAGUGUUAACAAUAACUUUAAACAAUAUAACGUCAAUAAGACCAAGAGCCAUUAAAAUGAGUCAAAUGACAUGUCUUUCAUGACUACAGUACAUUAGUGUCCCAACUAGUUAACAGUUUGGGAAUCGAGGAAGGUUGUGGUGCAGGAAUAGUAAGUGUUCACCAUUUCGUGGAAGAAGGCGUGCACGAUGCUCUUCAAAGACGUUACCAGCUUCGGAGAAGAGGCGUUCUGAAUAAACAGAUGAUGCUGGACAGGAUAGGUACCGACGCGCUACUUUGGCAAUGGUUGGAUAAACUGAUUUCUCUUCUCUCCACCUUUCAACAGUUGGAGUCAGAGUGUAUCUGUCUACUUCACUUGCCAACUCAGAAAGACUUGGUCCCUUCGGCUUUUUCCGGCGCACUCUGGAAACUUCGGUUUGAUCAUAGGUUUGAUCUCUUUCAGAAUUUUCUUCUUCUCUGCAACUUUCUUCUGCAGAACUGA